AUGGGGGCCUAUUUCGCCAAGGUUUUCGGUUCCGUUGACAACCUCAAAAUCACGACGCAUUCGAUUUAUGAUCAGAAAACCUUUACUGCUUGGGAAUGGGAGGUAACGUUCAACUACGUGAAUCCCGUGGAGGAGGUGGCUCAUGAGAAGGUAGGAGCCAUAAGAGCGUGGCGAGAUACGAAUACAGACAAGAAAUGGCUCCAGCUCCACCCGCAUCAAGAGUGGUACGAAGACUAUUAUCAUUCCUCCGUCCAGGAUCUGGACCGUUUUUUCGUAAGGUAUCUCAAGGGCGAAGAAAAGGGCUGGGAAGCAGCUCCAAAAGUGCGCGUCUCGCUGUACCGCUAUGGAGAUAAAUAUCCUGUCUACGAUCAGGUCGAGACCGACUAUCCUAUACCCCGGACUAAGUACACCAAACUAUUUCUUACUCGAGACCAUAAGUUGGCGGAUAAACCUGACACGUCAGACGCGAGCCCGAAGGUCGUCGGGAGUGGCAACCUGUUCCAUUGUGAGAAAGCAGACUGCAUCCUCAUAAAUCCUUUUAAGUAG
Exophiala oligosperma is the source of this 546-nucleotide messenger RNA. RefSeq lists its product as uncharacterized. The transcript is spliced from 2 exons. The record is from RefSeq and is a predicted model, not a curated record. NCBI's taxonomy places the organism in Eukaryota, Fungi, Ascomycota, Eurotiomycetes, Chaetothyriales, Herpotrichiellaceae. Bases 1 to 546 code for a protein of 181 amino acids.